Marchantia polymorpha subsp. ruderalis is the source of this 933-nucleotide messenger RNA. The record is from the annotation of a GenBank genome assembly. NCBI's taxonomy places the organism in Eukaryota, Viridiplantae, Streptophyta, Marchantiopsida, Marchantiales, Marchantiaceae.
CCGGGUCGGCAUCGAGCGCCUCGACUGCCACAGCCGCUCUCAUCGAACAUCGAACAUCCCCGAUGGAAAAUCCAGCACUUGAAGUCGGCCAUGUGGUGCGCGCACUCGUGAAGAAACCGACGUUUAAGCAGCAAGCUGAUGCCAUAGAGAAGUAUUUUAUGCCGGAUGCCACCUUCUACCACGUAUACGUCAAUGUCUACAAGGGCCACGGCGCGUUGAUUGCCCUGUAUCAGUACGCCAUGUUCGUUGCCAACUAUCAGGACGUCAUCAUCAGAAGUGUGAUCUACGAUGCGGAGGACAAUUGCGUUGGAGUCCGCAUGACUGUCAUAUGCAAACCGUGGCUUCUGCUCUGGCGCUCACUCAAACUAGAAUUGUUCACCCACUUGGAGCUCAGCGAUUCCCAAGAUCCGAGGUCCGGCAAGACGAUCAAGAGGAUCAAAUCACAAAAGGAUUACUUCAUCCGCGAUCCUCUUAUUCAGCUCAUUCCGAUAGUGGGGCCAAUUUAUGAUUCAGACUCCGUCAAGUUUGUGCUCGGCACACUCUUGACGGUGGCGUUUCGUGUAGCUCAAAAUGCCUACCUCAUGAUGGUGCCCAAGACAGUGCAGAGCUGUGCUUUCAGCUUUUGGAAGAAGUUUCUUCUAUCACCGCCCAUGGAGCAGUGUCACUCGUUUCCGACCAAGAUGCCCCGAUAAUUCCUGUCUCUGUCGAGCUUUUCACUUGUAAAGACUCUGAUUGCUGAAAGUUGAGUUUCUUCUGGACGUUUGUGUGUAGAGUUAUCCUGUGCAUCGGCUAUUUAUAUGCCCAGAGGAUAACUGUACGCGGUUAUCCUUAAGGUGCUACUAGGCAUGCUCCUGAAUUGUGAACGUCCUAUGUACAAGGUAAUACAAGUUUUUGAAGUGAAUAUUAUGGAAAUGCAGGGAUAUUCACUAACUG